AUGACUACAACUGUUACGGCAAAUAUCGUGCGACGCGCCGCUACUAUGGUGCAAACACGCCGAAUGCUUCACACCACAACUCCACGGGCAUUGGAUCUAUUUUCCUUUUUCCGAUCAAAACAAGCUUCCCCUGCUCUUAAGCCUGUGGAAGUCCCCAAGCCUAAGAAAACCAAGGAAUUACUGUCAGAGAUUGAGAGCGGCUCAGCUAGCGAUGUUACUCAACGUCAGGCACCAAAACUUGAGGUUAUCGGUCUCCCCAAUACAGAUGAAUCUUGGUCCUUUGAAAACAAUGGCUUUUCUCUCGCUGAAGCUUUCCCCAUCAAUACUGUGGCCCCAACUCUCGACCUGGCACAGGUGGCCACUGCCAUCCGCGUUGCUGCUGGCAUCAACACAGAUACUAACAACGACAGUAUAGAAUGGAUGAAAAGUGUAAGCCUAUUGGACUUUGGAACACGAUUGGAUUUUACCAAACGCGUAGCUCGUGAACUCGGAGUUGCCAUUCCAGAUUCGCGCUUAGCUGAAAUUGUGGACGCACAUGAUCUUUACAACUAUUUUGAAACAUUUGUUGCUGGAGUUCAUUUCAACCCUAAGGAACCAGAUGCCAUUUAUCUCGAUCCUAAGGAUUACGAAGGUACCAACAUCACCAUUCUUCCCAAGCCCUUGUCUAAGGGCGAGCAAAAGAAGAAAUGGGGCCGUUUGGUUGCCCAGGCUCGCAAGGCUCGCGAUGUCGAGGUCAAAGAACAAAUGGAUUCCGCCAUGAAUUAA
Molecule: messenger RNA, 765 nt
Organism: Magnusiomyces paraingens
Lineage: Eukaryota; Fungi; Ascomycota; Dipodascomycetes; Dipodascales; Dipodascaceae
Exons: 1
Coding region: 1-765 (254 amino acids)
Cellular component (GO): mitochondrion
Source: RefSeq, a predicted model, not a curated record